AUGACUUGUCCAUGGUUUGUCGACCAUGGAAAUAACAAGAACAUCACAAUUGGCAAAUGCAACCUGUACCAAACUGGCAGCACAAUCCAUAAGGCACAGGCAGCCCAGAACCCAGUCAGCGAGCCACAGAAAAUAGUUAUAACCAACAAACAUGGUGAAAAGCUUGUGGGGUUGUUGCAUGAAACCGGUUCUAAAGAGCUUGUGAUCUUGUGCCAUGGAGCCCGAUCCCACAAGGGAGACAAUAUUAUGACUAAACUUGCUCUUGCAUUGGAAAAUGAUGGAAUUAGUGUUUUCCGCUUCGAUUUUGCUGGAAAUGGAAAAAGUGAAGGUACCUUUCAGUUUGGUCACUACUGGAAAGAGGUUGAUGACUUACAUGCUGUAGUCCAACACUUACUCCAGGACAAACCUACAGUAAGUGCAAUUCUUGGCCACAGUAAAGGAGGGGAUGAGGUGCUUCUGUAUGCUUCAAAAUAUGGCGACGUUCGCACGGUUGUCAAUGUUUCUGGACGCUAUGAUCUGAACGGAGGCCUUGAGCUACUCUUAGGGAAAAACUUCAUGGAAAGGAUACAGACGCAAGGAUAUCUGGAUAUUAAGGAUAAGACAGGAACUUUUGAUUGUCGUGUGACGGAGGACAGUUUGCUGGAUCGCAUGAAUACUAACAUGCAUGAAUCAUGCCUUGAGAUUAGCAAAGAUUGCCGGGUAUUGACUGUCCAUGGAUCUGAUGACGACGUGAUCCCCGUAGGAGAUGCACUGGAGUUUGCCAAGAUAAUACCUAACCACAAGUUACACGUUAUAGAAGGAGCUGAUCAUUAUUAUAGCUCUCACCAAGCCGAGUUAGCAUCAACUAUUUUGGACUUCCUUAAGGCAGCUUUCCAAGAGGACAAGACUACUUCCAACUAGAUACUGUAUGCCAAACAGUAUAUAAGUUCCACAAGGUUAUUGCCUUUCAUUGUUUAUGGAAAAUGUCAUUAUAUCAGACAAUAUGGAGUCGUGCUUUUCCCUUUACUGUGCUUAAUAACAUAAUCUUCUUGUGUGAUAA
Argentina anserina (silverweed cinquefoil) is the source of this 1039-nucleotide messenger RNA. RefSeq lists its product as uncharacterized. The record is from RefSeq and is a predicted model, not a curated record. Gene Ontology annotation, cellular component: cytosol. Lineage: Eukaryota; Viridiplantae; Streptophyta; Magnoliopsida; Rosales; Rosaceae.